Molecule: messenger RNA, 756 nt
Organism: Oldenlandia corymbosa var. corymbosa
Lineage: Eukaryota; Viridiplantae; Streptophyta; Magnoliopsida; Gentianales; Rubiaceae
Source: the annotation of a GenBank genome assembly
AUGGCUGAUUUUGUUGACACCAAUUGCCUCAAGUACAAGGUCUUGUGCUUACUUAGGUCGAAGAAUUGUGGUGAUGGGUGUUCACAGCUGUCAAUGUUUUCUUCAGAAACAGGGGAAUGGUUGGAGAUAUCAGAUAAGCUUCCAGCUGCAAGCUACAACUUUGGGAAUGGCUCUAAGGUGUUUUUCAAUGGAAGCCUUUACUGGGAUUGCAUUGAAGGCCACAUUCUUGUUUGCCAUCUUAAUCCGAAAUACAAUGGACCAUCCCAUCAGUUGAUCGAGGCUCCCCGGUCUGUAUUUUGCAGGAGUCUGUGGAAAUCUGAGGACAAGCUUCACUGCUAUUGCCAUGGAGUUUCAGAAGAAUGCCCUGAAUGGAAGCGCGAGGAUCGUGAUCGACUCGUGAAUCUGAGUGACGAUAUGAUGUCACUCAAUGAUUUUGGUUCGAGCCUUGCAAAGAAAAGACCACCGGCAGAGUUCAAGAUGAUAUCAUAUGUUCCUGAAACUGAGAAAUUCUUUAUACACAUAUCUGAGAAAGUUUAUUCAUAUCAAUGGGUUGAGAGGUGUCUAGAACGCGUAGGUUUGAAUCAAUCCCAAUACGUGUUGCCUUACACGCAUAGCUUGGUUUCCAUCCAUACUCCUAGAACAGGAGUUGAUGAUGGAGCUGCAGAAAAAGGCAGCAUUGAGAUGAAGAAGGUUAAGGGUAGACGCAGCAAGCGGACACCUCGGUGUCAAGAUUUUAGCACAGAGGGAGAGGAUUAG